Molecule: messenger RNA, 3340 nt
Organism: Linepithema humile (Argentine ant)
Lineage: Eukaryota; Metazoa; Arthropoda; Insecta; Hymenoptera; Formicidae
Gene: vap
Product: RAS p21 protein activator vap
Biological process (GO): regulation of GTPase activity
Molecular function (GO): protein binding
Source: RefSeq, a predicted model, not a curated record
GUUGGCGCGUGCAGUAGUAAAAUGGCUGCUGGGAAACGUCAAUACAUUUUAUAUUAAUAAGAGCCUACCUUUGUAAAUAUUCGCGGCGCAAGGAGACAUCGCAAUAAGGGCGCAUGCCGUUCAACUAACAGCCCGACGUUUUCGUGAUCGCGUGUAUGUGAGUGCACGUGCCGGCGAAAUGGCGGAAUUCGUACGCGGCGGGCCCAGCGUGUCCAACAACGCCAAGAUGGAACAUAAUAGCAAAGGUGGAUCUCCCAGUACAGGAAGCGAAGAUGGUGGUCAAAAUGAAUCAUUAAAUCCGGAGAAUGAAUUUGAUCCUUUUCUUGAAAAUAUACCAGAUGACAUACAAGAUACAGAAGAACCUGACAGUGCAAAUGCUACUCUAUUAACAGCACCACCAGAAAAUCAGUGGUAUCAUGGUAGAUUAGAUAGGUUUACAGCAGAGGAAAGACUGUGGGAUGCAACCAAAAUGGGUAGUUAUCUGGUUCGUGAAAGCGAUAGGAAGCCUGGAAGUUAUGUUCUAUCUUAUUUGGGAAGAACUGGAGUAAAUCAUUUUCGAAUUACAGCUGUCUGUGGAGAUUAUUAUAUUGGCGGUCGUCAAUUCAACAGCUUAUCAGAUCUGGUUGCAUAUUAUACUCAUUGUUCGGAUCUGCUAAAGAGAGAAAGACUUGUGUACCCCACACCACCUCCUGAACCAGUAAACGAUAAGAAACGAAUUGUUGCAAUAUUGCCAUAUACGAAGAUGCCAGACACUGACGAAUUGAGCUUUCAAAAAGGAGAUAUAUUUUUUGUGCACAAUGAUAUGGGCGACGGAUGGCUGUGGGUUACUGCUCACAGAACUGGCGAACAGGGUUUAAUAUUUCGAGAAUUGGUGGAGGAUCUUGAUGAUUCAAUAGAUCCUAACACGGUAUUUUCUUGGUUUCAUCCAAAUGUCACCAAAAGCGAGGCGGUGGACAUGUUGGUAAAAGCUGGACCUGGAAGUUUCCUAGUCAGACCAUCGGACAACAGUCCGGGCGAUUACUCACUUUUCUUCCAUAUAAACAAUCAGAUACAAAGAUUCAGGAUCGAAAAAAAAGGAGUACGAUACCUUAUGGGAGGUAGAACUUUUGAAUGUCUUGAUGCUGUAAUUAACAGAUAUCGGAAGGAACAAAUUGUGGAAGGUCAUACUUUGGUUCAAGCGAUGGUAACUGAACCUGACGGUAGUGUAAGGGUAAACAGAGAAGUUCAACAUGCCGAGAAAAUAUACGCGACUUUGAGAGAAUGUCGAGAACAGUCGGGAGCGAAGAAGAACAAGGGGAUUAAGAUGCAAGGAUAUUUGGAAAAGAAAUCUGAAAAGAAUAAGAAAUGGAAAGCAUUAUAUUUUGUGUUGCUAGUGGAUGCCACCGAUACGCAUCUCUAUUUAUAUGACAAUCCUAAGAGAACCAAGCCGAAGGGUCUCAUCGACUUAAGUUGUGCUUACUUAUAUCAGGUCCACGAAAGUGUGUUUGAUAGGCCUCAUUGUUUUCAAUUAGUUGAACGUGCUUUACCGUGUCUGGCCACCAUAACUUAUCUGGCUGCCCCAAACUCCGAGAACGCAUUAGAUUGGAUUAAUGCCUUGAAACCGUUAUGUGUCUCACAACUCGGUCGUGCUCCAAAAGUCCCUCGCCUACGUGAAUUGCGUUCAUUACACCUGCAUAUCCUAGACGCGCAUAGACUUCCGUACAAGCUAGUUCCGAAUCCAUUUAUUAUAGUGGCCCUAAACAAUGUUAAAGUCGCACGCACGAAGGUCAAAACGGGAUUUCCGGGACAUCCACUCUGGGAUGAGGAAUUCAUUUUAGAAGACGUACCGCCAGAUGUUGUGUCUUUCUCCCUGACUCUGUAUAACAAGGGUAAGCGUAGCAAAGAUACCGAAGUUGCGGAAUUAACGGUUGAGUUGUCAAAUUUAACUAACGGAGAAGAAAUGGAUGAUUGGUAUCCUCUGUCGGGCGUCACGCCCAUCGGAGAAUGGGGAGCUUUACGUUUACGCAUACGAUACAGACAUGAUUUAGCUAUGCCUCCCGAAGAGUAUAGCCCUCUUCAGCAGUUAUUACUCGAUCCUGAACUGCAUGUUGUCAAAGCUUUAGCAGACGUGUGUCAUUUAGACAGAGUACCCUUGGCGAAUAGUCUUCUUAGAAUUUUUAGACACGAAAGGAAAGAGGCGGAUCUUUUACGAUCAUUGAAUCAAGCUGAAGUUGAAAAGGAAGACGAAACACCAACAUUGUUUAGAGCUGCCAGUCUUACUACCACUUUAAUGGACUUGUAUAUGAAGUCCGUUUGUACAUCGUUUUUGAAAGCUGCUUUGCGUGAUACGAUUGUGAAAUUGAUCGAAAGUAAACAAAGCUGCGAAUUAAAUCCAACGAAAAUGGAUUCCCCUGAAGAUGCAUGCAGUAACGCGGAAUUUUUACUACAAGUAUUGGAUGAAGUUACAUUGAGUAUUUUUACGAGUCCCGAUGCUUGUCCAAGAACUCUCAGAUAUAUUUGCGGAUGCCUGCAAAGAGCAGUCGUUGCUAAGUGGCCACACGAAAGACUAGUCAGAACUCGGGUUGUCAGUGGAUUUAUAUUCCUACGCCUUCUCUGCCCUGCCAUAUUAAAUCCUAGGUCGUUUAAUCUAAUAGCUGAACCUCCACCGCCAUCUGCUGCGAGAUCAUUAGUUAUGGUGGCAAAAUGUCUGCAAAACUUGGCUAAUUUAGUGGAGUUUGGUGGCAAAGAGCCAUACAUGGAAGUCGUAAAUCCAUUCAUACUCAAAAAUAAAGAGCGAAUGGUAGUAUUUCUUGAUCAGUUGUCUAAUGUUUCUGAGAAACCUGAAUCAGAGGGUACAGAUCCAAGAACCAAAAGCGUAACCGACACCGCAAGAGAUUUAGCGACAUUACAUCACAUUUGUGUUUCACAUCUAAAAGAACUUCAAGUUCUUUCGAAGACACAGCCAACAAUUAAACAACUGGUAACUGUAACUGAAAUGCUAAGCAAACAUAAGCAGAAGUAUAUGGAAAUGAUACGGUAGUGCUAGAGCCAUGAACAAUGCCAAACAAUAAAAUGAUUAAUAAGAUUCGACGACGGAUAACAUCAUAUAGUAGUAUUUAAUAAUUAUGAUUAAGUGAUUAAACGUACAGACUGACGUGCCAUAUAUAUAUAUAUAUUACUGUAUACACUCAAGCCUACAUUUACUAUUUCAUAUGUAAUUAGUAAUUAGUUUAUAUAUAUAUAUAUAUAUAUAUAGUGACAAGUAACAUGACAGUGAUAUAGAUACAUACAGAAUCAUAUAGGCGUAUAACGAUUUUAUAUUUACUUAGGUGCUCGAAAAUAAAUGCAACAUCAAUCGAAA